CGGUAUGUAACAGUCUCGCAAACGACGAACUUACUUCAGUCAAGCCUUGAGCUUUGUGGUGCGUUUGAUCAGCUUAGCGGUAGUGAAGCUCGACCGAGGUGUCUGAAAACACACGGUAACGAUGACCAGCCCCGCGAAAUUAUUCUGCCUGACGAGCUGCGCGGUUUUUUUGAUGAGCUCCUGCCGAUCGGAAGCAGCUGUGAGAAAUGAGAAAUUUAAGAUACUCGGGGUUUUCCCUCACCCAGGUAAAAGUCACUACGACGUAUUCGCGCCUCUGAUCGAGGAACUGGCUCGCCGAGGUCACGACCUUACCGUGCUUUCGCAUUUUCCGAGUAAGGAAAAACUCCCCAAUUACAAGGACAUAAGUUUGGUGGGCGAAACUGGAAUUUAUCUGAACGUCGUCGAACUCAGCAUGCUGAACCAUGGACCGUUCCACGCAAUUUACGAGCUUGCGAUGUUGAAAACAAUGGCCGUCGCCGGUUGCGCAUCCAUCCUGGAAAAGCCGGACGUAAAGAAAUUGAUAAAUUCCGAUGAAAAGUUCGACCUCGUCAUUGUCGAGGCAUUCAACACCGAUUGUCCGCUGGGUUUUGUACACAAGUUCAAAGCUCCGUUCAUAGGCAUCUCCUCGUCACAAAUAAUGCCCUGGACGCAUCAUCGCUUGGGAAAUCCUUCCAAUCCCAGUUACGUUCCGGUCAUAUUAAAACAAUUGGCUCCAGACAUGAGCUUUUGGGAGAGAGUUACGAACGCCGUGCAUCUCGUAGCUGUUCGACUCGCGUACGAUUUGUUCUUCAUGAGAGAGACACAGGUGCUCGUCGAAGAGGCGUUUGGACCCGGCGUACCGCCGCUGGACGAUAUUGCCAAAAACAUGUCGGCACUGCUUAUAAAUAGUCAUUUCUCUCUGCACGGAUCGGUGCCAACGAGUAAGCAAAUCGUCGAAGUUGGCGGAUUGCACAUUCGCGGAAGCAAACCAUUGCCGAAACACAUCAAGGACUUUUUGGACUCCGCCGAGAAAGAAGGCGUGUUGCUGUUCAGCUGGGGUUCGAUGAUCAAGACCUCCAGUAUGACGAAGGAAUUGUUGGAUAUGAUCGUUAAGGUCCUUGCGAAUCUCAAGCAGAAAGUUAUCUGGAAAUGGGAAUCGGAUCUGCCCAAUUUGCCGAAGAACGUCAUGAUACAGAGUUGGCUACCGCAAUACGAUAUUUUAUCUCACCCGAACGUCAAGGGUUUCCUAACUCACGGAGGAUUGUUAGGUGUUUCCGAAGGUAUCGACCGUGGAGUCCCGAUGUUGGUGGUACCUAUGUACGGAGAUCAAGGUCUCAACGCAGCUGCAGCGGCCGCCAGAGGUGCGGCGAUUAUCUUACAGUUGGAGGACCUCACCGAGAAAACACUGAGCGACGGUCUGAAUGAGAUUUUGAACAACCCGAGAUAUCGCAGGGACGCGAAAGCAGUUUCGGAGGCCUACAGGGACCGGCCGUCCUCAGCUUUGGAAACUGCCGUCUGGUGGACCGAAUACGUUGCCCGCGGUAAAGGCGUUCCAUUUCUCCCAAGUGUCGCCACACAUUUGUCCUUCGUCCAAUACUACCUGCUGGACGUGAUCGCCUUUCUUCUACUGGCCACAUCGGGCGUAAUAUUUAUCAUAUUUUUUGCCAUCAAGGCUCUCCGCGGAAGGAAAGUUGGCGGAAGUGCAACAACUGCGGGAAAGUCGAAUGGCGUGAAAAAAAGUGAAAUCGACAAAAAGAGGGCUUGAAAAUUGUCGGACUACCGAUUCUAACGUCGGCCGUUACUUUUUAAAGCUCUCCCAUGCGGUUCGUAUAACUUAAUAUAUCGGUUAUUCUCGAAGCCCAUUGCUCCGCGUCAUUUUAUAGGACAACGGAGGAUUCCCGGCAUCGGAGUCGCUCCGUAGAAACGUGGCGAAAUUCCAACGUAUAGACGACCUUAUUAUUUGUCCAAAAGUAAAAUAAGAAAAAAACAAAAAACAAAAAAAAAAAAAACAAAGAGAGAACCAUGAACAGAUCGAAAACUUCUCCACUUUUCGUUGCGGGGCCGUUACUUUUCGAUUCUUUUUGUUCGAACUGUCUCAAAGUAGAAUAAAGACUCGAGUAUUUGUACUCACCGUACCUCCUAGUUCAAAGUGUAUUUCCAAUUUUUUUUUCCCCUUCGUUUUCGUUUCACCGGGAAAAUUAUAUUCUCGCGUCAAUCACGUUGACGAACGGAGGAAAACAAAAGCCCGAAUACCGAACUACGGUAUUCGGAAUUCUAUUCACAGAUCGAAAAUCUCCGUAUGAUUCGAUGUUAUCGUUAUUCGGUUACGUUCACAGUAACGUAUUCUAAUAAUAUCAAAUUACCAAAACUGUUGACACAAAUACGCUGUACAAACUUGUUAUCAUUGUCGUACAAAUAUGAAAAUCGUUGCAGAAUAUUUGGUGAUAAAAUGGAAUAAAAAAAGAGAAAGAUGGAUGAAAAAAAAAAAAAUAUACCGAGUCCUUUCUGUGUGUACACGGUACAUAAUAUUCCCUUUGCACGAAAUACCAAAGGUUCGAAGUUAUCGACGUCAGAACUGGAGUCAGAGUAUCGCAUCGAAUAAAUGUGCGGUGUAUACGAA
Athalia rosae (coleseed sawfly) is the source of this 2599-nucleotide messenger RNA. Its product is annotated as UDP-glycosyltransferase UGT5-like. The transcript has 3 exons. Bases 122 to 1744 code for a protein of 540 amino acids. The record is from RefSeq and is a predicted model, not a curated record. Gene Ontology annotation, molecular function: UDP-glycosyltransferase activity. NCBI's taxonomy places the organism in Eukaryota, Metazoa, Arthropoda, Insecta, Hymenoptera, Athaliidae.